Molecule: messenger RNA, 240 nt
Organism: Colletotrichum spaethianum
Lineage: Eukaryota; Fungi; Ascomycota; Sordariomycetes; Glomerellales; Glomerellaceae
Exons: 2
Coding region: 1-240 (79 amino acids)
Source: RefSeq, a predicted model, not a curated record
AUGGAGAACCAACACGGCGCAUACGGCUCCUUCGGCUCCGCCAACGACAAGGACCUGGUCAAUAAGGUCAACGCCUUCAACGAGAGCAAGAUCGAGCACGGAAGCGAGGGGACCUCGUCGGCAGAGAACAAGGCCACGCAGCCGAUACUCGGGACCUCCGACGGCGGCAGCGGAGACGUGCAGGAGACCGGCAGGAAAGUGACGGAGAAGGUCGGGGAUAUGCUGAACAAGAACAAAUAG